Molecule: messenger RNA, 618 nt
Organism: Alternaria burnsii
Lineage: Eukaryota; Fungi; Ascomycota; Dothideomycetes; Pleosporales; Pleosporaceae
Exons: 2
Coding region: 1-618 (205 amino acids)
Molecular function (GO): acyltransferase activity, transferring groups other than amino-acyl groups
Source: RefSeq, a predicted model, not a curated record
AUGCUUGACCAUGACUUCCAUCUCACGACACCCCGUCUGUUCAUAUCCCACCUUUUACCUACCAACGAUGCGCAUUGCGACUUCAUACACGACCUGAUGCUCAGUCCAGGUAUCACUAAAGAGAUGCCUGCAGCCGCUGUGGAGAAGGCAAUGAGCACUCCUCCUCGCGACGCUGGGAGGAAGUUCAUCGCGGACUGUGUAGACAGAAUGGAGAAUACAGGCUAUGGUCGCUACCUCAUCUCUCUGAAGCCAACUUCGACCUUGGACAUAUCAGCACUUGAAGAAAGUACCUUGCCUUUUUCGGAAAGACGGUUGGUACCAAUCGGCGUUGUAUCGAUGCAACAUGCACGGUUCCCGUCCGCCCCUGCAGCACCAACAAUCCCAGACGUAGGCUUCGGUUUACUAUCUCGAUAUUUUGGAAACGGUUACGCUACUGAAGCUGCAACAGCACUGCUGAACUACUUUAGAGAAGAGAAAGGACAAAAGGAAUUUUGCGCUUUUUGUAGACCAGACAACGAGGCGAGUAAAAAUGCGUUGAUAAGGUUGGGAUUUGAGCCGAGAGGCCUGAGGGAGGUCCAUGGGGUUGUCGAGGGAGAAUUGUUGAGUGCGCUGUCGUGA